AUGUGCUACUGCUGUCUACUAAGAAAGAGAAAAGUUGUGCCUCAAGGAAAUAACGAAACCACGGAAGAAAAAGAAUUGUGUAAUUUAGUGAUUUCAAAUAGAUUUGAUGAUGUGAGUGAGUUUCCAAAUGAUGGAAAGAAUGGAUCUAAUAUAACUAUAUUUAGUUACGAAUGUAUCAAGGUUGCCACUAACAACUUCUCAUUAGAAAACAAGCUUGGAGAGGGCGGUUUUGGACCUGUCUACAUGGGAACAUUGCUAACAAGUCAACAAAUAGCCAUAAAGCGACUAUCAAGAAAUUCAGAACAAGGCAUAAUUGAGUUCAAGAAUGAGUUGAUACUCAUAUCUAAACUCCAACACAUGAAUCUUGUUAAGCUUUUGGGUUGUUGCAUUUUUGGAGAAGAAAGGAUGCUAGUCUAUGAAUACAUGCCCAACAAAAGCUUGGACUACUUCCUAUUUGAUUCAAAUCAAAGCAAGCUACUAGAUUGGAAGAAACGUUUCAACAUAAUUGAAGGAAUUGCUCAAGGAUUGAUCUAUCUCCACAAAUAUUCAAGGUUGAAAGUAAUUCACAGAGAUCUAAAAGCCAGUAACAUACUUCUUGAUCAAAGUAUGAAUCCAAAGAUUUCUGAUUUUGGCAUGACAAGAAUUUUCAAGCAAAAUGAAGUGGAAGCAAAUACUAAUAGAAUUGUUGGGACAUACGGUUACAUGUCCCCUGAAUAUGCUAUGGAGGGUGUGUUCUCUAUAAAAUCAGAUGUUUAUAGCUUUGGAGCUUUAAUGCUUGAAAUCGUGUGCGGUAGAAAAAACAACAGCUUCUAUGAUGAUGGGCAUGAGAUUUAUGGCAAGAAGGUAAAGGGCUAG
Quercus lobata is the source of this 855-nucleotide messenger RNA. RefSeq names its product G-type lectin S-receptor-like serine/threonine-protein kinase At1g67520. Lineage: Eukaryota; Viridiplantae; Streptophyta; Magnoliopsida; Fagales; Fagaceae. The record is from RefSeq and is a predicted model, not a curated record. The transcript has 6 exons. Gene Ontology annotation, biological process: protein phosphorylation. The coding region runs from base 1 to 855 and encodes 284 amino acids. Gene Ontology annotation, cellular component: plasma membrane. Gene Ontology annotation, molecular function: ATP binding; protein serine/threonine kinase activity.